Didymosphaeria variabile is the source of this 915-nucleotide messenger RNA. RefSeq lists its product as uncharacterized. Gene Ontology annotation, cellular component: membrane. Lineage: Eukaryota; Fungi; Ascomycota; Dothideomycetes; Pleosporales; Didymosphaeriaceae. Bases 1 to 915 code for a protein of 304 amino acids. The transcript is spliced from 2 exons. The record is from RefSeq and is a predicted model, not a curated record.
AUGGCUCAAGAUCACCCGGACAUCAACGAUACCACCCGCUUCGUCCUCUAUCGCUAUGUGCCUUCGCUCCCCGCGGCUAUUAUCUUCGUUGUGCUCUUCGGCCUUACAACCUUCUACCACAUCUUUCAGGUUGGCCGAAAACGAACGUGGUAUUUCAUACCUCUCGCAAUUGGUGGCAUCUUUGAAUUCGUAGGCUACAUCGGUCGCGCACAAUCGCACUUCGACCAAUGGAAACUCGGUCCCUUCAUCAUGCAGUCGCUGCUCCUUCUCGUGGCACCCGCCCUCUUUGCCGCCUCCAUCUACAUCAUCCUGGGUCGCAUCAUCCUGUUGACCGAUGGCGAAAAGCACUCGCUCAUCCGGCAGAGGUGGCUCACAAAGAUCUUCGUUGCCGGCGAUGUGCUGUCCUUCUUAGUACAAAGUAGCGGAGGAGGAAUUCAGGCGUCUAAAACUGAAGGUGCCAUGAAGACUGGCGAGAAACUCAUCAUUGGCGGGCUCUUCCUUCAGCUCGCUUUCUUUGGCUUCUUCGUCUUGGUUGCAGGACUCUUCCACGUGCGCCUGCAGCGUAACGGUCCUGCAUCCGGAAGUGUGGACCUCACUGUUCUGCCUUGGAAGAAACACCUAAUGGUGCUCUACGCAUCCAGUGGGCUUAUUCUCGUGCGAAGCGUCUUCCGUGUUAUCGAGUAUAUCAUGGGUAAUGCAGGAUACCUACUCAGGCACGAGGUGUUUCUGUAUAUCUUCGAUGCGGUGCUGAUGCUUUCCGUCAUGCUGAUCUUCAACUGGUUCCACCCGAGCGAGAUCACGGAAUUAUACCACGAGCGGAUUGCGGGCGAGAAGGCUUCGCACUCGAGGGAUGCAAGCGAUGUUGAGAUGCAGCCCAAGAGUGGGCGGGAAGUUCCAGGCGGACCGUGGUCAUAG